UCAUAAAUUGACGUCAGUGUAUUUUCAGAAUAUUAGAAUGGGAGAGAAUGGAGUGGAGGCUGUUGAGCCGACCAGUAAGAAAAGUAAAACUGAUCCUACCGUCCAGGAACAAGAAUUCGAUAAAGAAACACAAACAGCACUGGAGGAGAUCGAUAGCUGUCAAAACGAGAUCGAUUCGAUGAAUGAGAAAGCCAGCGAGGAAAUCCUGAAAGUUGAACAGAAAUACAACACAUUACGGAAACCUUUUUUUGAUAAAAGAAAUGAAAUAAUUAAAAACAUUCCCAAGUUUUGGCUCACAUCCUUCAUCAACCAUCCUCAGUUAUCCAUGAUUAUUGAAGAGGAUGAAGAGGACGCCCUCCAGCAUCUCUCUAAACUCGAGGUCGAGGAAUUCGAAGAUAUAAAAUCCGGGUUCAAGAUCAAUUUCUUUUUUGACUCUAAUCCUUACUUUGAGAACGACACAUUGUGCAAGGAGUAUCAAUUGGAUGGUAAGGGAGACCCCACAUCUACCUCGACCCUGGUCAAGUGGAAGGAAGGGUUUGAUCUGACCGCUAAGGCAGCUCAGAAAGCUGCUCUGCAGAAGGGUGGGAGGAAAAGAAAGCUGGAGAACCGAACCUUCUUCACCUGGUAUUCAGACAACGAGGAUCCGUCCAACGAUGAGAUCGGAGAGAUCAUCAAGGAUGAUAUGUGGCCAAACCCCCUUCAAUACUUCCUAGUACCAGAUCUCGAAGUGGAGAACGUCGAAGAGGAGGAGGAGGAGGACGAUUUGGACGAGGAGGAAGGUGAUAACGUUGUGGUGAUGGAAGAAGAGGAGGAGGAUGACGGAGAGGAAGAGGAUGGAGAUGUAGAGGAUGUAGAUCCCGAGGACAAAUAACAGAAAGAACUACCUGGUUCAAAAAAUUAACUAAUCAUCAAUUUGUCUGAAUAAAAUGGGUCUCAAAAUUCUGACUAAUUAGUUUUAUGUAACUAAACAUAAAUGACAAUAUAAUUUUUUAUAAUGAUUUUUAAUGCUGUGAAUAAGGAAUGUAUUUACACAACAGUGAGUUCUAUUAACUUCCAAAUAAAGCUGAAAUCCUGAAUAAAACAUUAAAAACUA
This is a messenger RNA of Eurytemora carolleeae, 1093 nucleotides long. It is a transcript of the gene Set, whose product is annotated as protein SET. Bases 38 to 871 code for a protein of 277 amino acids. Gene Ontology annotation, cellular component: chromatin; nucleus. The transcript has 2 exons. Gene Ontology annotation, biological process: nucleosome assembly. Gene Ontology annotation, molecular function: chromatin binding; histone binding. The record is from RefSeq and is a predicted model, not a curated record. Lineage: Eukaryota; Metazoa; Arthropoda; Copepoda; Calanoida; Temoridae.